AUGAGCCGGCAAUGGAUGUACGAUGACCGAUGCUCUCCCCAGUUCGUUGAGGGCGUGCAUAGUUUUCUGCUUGCGGCUGAGGCAAACAAGCGGGCGGAUGGUUUUAUGCCUUGUCCAUGUGCUGGCUGUAAGAAUGGUCACAAUUACUCUACGUCAAGAACCAUUCACGUCCACCUGUUUGAGUCCGGUUUCAUGCCCCACUAUAAUGUUUGGACCAAGCACGGAGAAAGAGGGGUUAUGAUGGAAGACAAUGAAGAAGAAGAGGACGACGGCAUCUAUCCUGGCCAUGGGUUCCCUGAAUACGAUGAUACAACAAUGGGGGAAGAAGCUGAGCCGGUAAUGGGGGAAGAAGCUGAGCUGGCAAUGCGGGAAGAAGCUAAAGAAGAGGCAUCAGAUGAGCCCGUUGAUGAUCUAGGUCGGGCCAUUGCCGAUGCAAAGAGAAACUGCGCAAGUGAUUUGGAGAAGAAGAAGUUGCAGCGCAUGUUAGAGGAUCACAAAAAAUUGUUGUACCCGAAUUGCGUAGGUGACAAGAAAAAGUUGGGCACCACACUGGAAUUGCUGCAAUGGAAGGCAGAGAAUGGUGUAUCUGACAAGGGAUUUGGAAAGUUGCUGGUAAUGAUAAAGGAUAUGCUUCCAAAGGACAACGAAUUGCCCGAGAGUACGUACGAAGCAAAGAAGGCUGUCUGCCCUCUAGGGUUAGAGGUGCAGAAGAUACAUGCAUGCCCUAAUGAUUGCAUCCUCUACCGCGGUGAGUACGAGGAUUUGAAUGCUUGCCCGGUAUGUGGUGCAUUGCGCUAUAAGAUCAGCCGCGAUGAGCCUGGUGAUGUCGAGGGCGAGCACCCCAGGAAGAAGAUGCCUGCCAAGGUGAUGUGGUAUUCUCCUAUAAUACCACGGUUGAAACGUUUGUUCCAAAACAAAGAGCAUGCCAAGGCGAUGCGAUGGCACAGAGAAGACCGUAAGAAAGACGGAAAGUUGAGAGUACCCGCUGACGGGUCGCAGUGGAGAAAAAUCGAAAGAAAGUACGGGAAGGAUUUUGCAGAUGACGCAAGGAGCGUAUGGUUUGGUCUAAGCGCAGAUGGCAUUAAUCCUUUUGGGGAGCAGAGCAGCAACCAUAGCACCUGGCCUGUGACUCUAUGUUUGUAUAACCUUCCUCCUUGGUUGUGCAUGAAGCGGAAGUUCAUUAUGAUGCCAGUGCUCAUCCAAGGCCCUAAGCAACCCGGCAACGACAUUGAUGUGUACCUAAGGCCAUUAGUUGAAGAACUCUUACAACUGUGGAAUGGAACAGGUGUACGUGCGUGGGAUGAGCACAUGGGGGAAGAAUUUGACCUCAAGGCGUUGCUGUUCGUGACCAUCAAUGAUUGGCCUGCUCUCAGUAACCUUUCAGGACAGACAAACAAGGGAUACCGCGGAUGCACGCACUGUUUGGAUGAUACCGACAGUAUAUAUUUGAAUAGUUGUAAUAAGAAUGUGUACCUGGGACAUCGUCGAUUUCUUUCGAGCAGGCAUCCCGUAAGAAAGAAAGGCAAGCAUUUCAAAGGUGAGGCGGAUCACCGGACGAAGCCUCGCCACCGUACUGGUGCUGAUGUACAUGAUAUGGUCAAGGAUUUGAAGGUGAUAUUUGGAAAGGGUCCUGGCGGACAACCUGUUCCGAAGGACGCGGACGGACGCGCACCCAUGUGGAAGAAGAAAUCUAUAUUUUGGGACCUGCCAUAUUGGAAAGACCUAGAGGUCCAAGACGGCAUACAUCAGGGUCAUGCAAGCUACGCUCUUACCAAAGAAGAGAAGGAAAUCUUCUUUGAAUGCCUGCUCAGUAUUAAGGUACCAUCUGGCUUCUCGUCGAAUAUAAAGGGAAUAAUAAACAUGGCAGAGAAAAAGUUCCAGAACCUAAAGUCUCAUGACUGCCACGUGAUUAUAACGCAACUGCUUCCGGUUGCAUUGAGGGGGCUUCUACCGGAAAAAAAAUAUGUUCAUAACCGUGCUAGGCCAGAAGGAAGCAUCUCCAAGGGCCAUCAAAAUGAGCAGGUCAUUGAGUUUUGUAUUGACUUUAUUCCUGACCUUAAGCCGAUUGGUGUUCCUGAAUCGCGGCAUAAGGGCAGACUGGAUGGAAAAGGCACGCUAGGAGGGGAACAAAUAAUAUGUAUGGACGGACAUUCUCUCACUGAAGCACACUACACAGUUCUACAGAAUUCCACCUUGGUGGCUCCGUAUAUGGAUGAACACAAGAAUUUGCUACGCUCCAAACACCCGGAGCGGUCUGAUGACUGGAUUACACGUGAACAAACCAGGAGUUUCGCCAACUGGUUGCAGACACGUACCAUGCAUGACACCUCUAUUGAAGAUGACCUGUACUUGCUGUCCCAGUUACCAUCUUCGAAUAUAAUGACUUUCAAAGGGUACGAGAUAAAUGGUAAUACAUUUUACACGAUCGCCCAAGAUAAGAAGAGCACCAACCAAAACAGUGGUGUCCGCUUUGAUGCAGAAACCAAGACGGGAAAGGAAACAUAUUAUGGUUAUAUACAGGACAUAUGGGAAUUUGACUAUCGACGUGGUUUAAAGGUCCCUUUGUUUCGGUGCAAAUGGGUCAAUAUGACACGAGGCGGGGUAACGGAAGACCCGCAGUACGGAAUGACAACAGUGGAUCUCAACAAUCUUGCGUAUGCAGACGAACCAUUUGUCCUAGCCAAUGAUGUGGCACGGGUUUUCUAUGUGAAGGACAUGUCUACCAAGCCAAGAAAAAGAAAAGAUAAGGAAGCAAAUGCAUCGUACGAUGAGCCAAAGCGGCACAUAGUUCUUUCUGGGAAGAGAAACAUCGUGGGAGUGGAUGACAAGACAGACAAGUCAAAAGAUUAUGAAAAGUUUGAUGAAAUUGCUCCAUUCACAGUGAAUAUUGACCCGAGCAUCCCGUUAAAUGAUGAAGAUUUUCCAUGGUUACGGCGCAAAGGGACACACGCGAAGAAA
This is a messenger RNA of Triticum dicoccoides, 2958 nucleotides long. RefSeq lists its product as uncharacterized. NCBI's taxonomy places the organism in Eukaryota, Viridiplantae, Streptophyta, Magnoliopsida, Poales, Poaceae. The transcript is spliced from 3 exons. The annotation marks the transcript as partial. The record is from RefSeq and is a predicted model, not a curated record.